UGAUUUCCCGACGGCCUUUGCGUCAGCUCAGCGACUUCCUCUUUCCCUACUAGCAGCCAUAAUGGCGGUUGGCAAAAAUAAACGUCUUACCAAAGGUGGCAAGAAGGGCGGUAAAAAGAAGAUAGUUGAUCCCUUCACUAAAAAAGACUGGUAUGACGUGAAGGCACCAUGCAUGUUCAACAUCAGACAAAUAGGCAAGACUCUUGUCACGAGGACCAUGGGAACAAAAAUUGCAUCGGAUGGCCUAAAGGGACGUGUGUUUGAGGUAUCGCUGGCUGACCUCCAGAAUGAUGAAGUUGCAUUCAGGAAGUUCAAAUUGGUGGCUGAGGAGGUCCAGGGCAGAAAUGUGCUGACAAACUUCCACGGAAUGGAUCUGACCAGAGACAAGCUCUGUUCCAUGGUCAAGAAGUGGCAGACGCUGAUCGAGGCCCAUGUGGAUGUCAAGACCACAGACGGUUUCCUGCUGAGGCUGUUCUGUAUUGGGUUCACCAAGAAGAGGCAAAACCAGAUGAAGAAAACCUGUUAUGCCCAACACACACAGGUCCGAGCCAUUAGGAAGAAGAUGGUUGAGAUCAUCACAAGAGAGGUGUCUUCUAAUGACAUGAAAGAAAUUGUCAACAAACUUAUUCCCGACAGCAUCGGCAAAGAUAUAGAGAAGGCCUGCCAGGGAAUCUACCCAUUACACGAUGUGUUUAUCCGAAAAGUGAAGGUUUUGAAGAAACCUAAAUUUGAUGUUGGCAAGCUUAUGGAGCUACACGGUGAGGGUGGCACCAAGACGGUGGUAACAGAGACCGGGGAGAAAGUGGAGCGCCCUGAAGGCUACGAACCUCCGGUUCUGGAAACCGUCUAAACCCUUCACCCCAGGCUAACAAGCAGCACACAAACAACAUCUUACGUGUACACAUGGGAAAAUAAACCAGUGUGAAGGAAA
This is a messenger RNA of Liolophura sinensis, 931 nucleotides long. RefSeq names its product small ribosomal subunit protein eS1. Gene Ontology annotation, molecular function: structural constituent of ribosome. The record is from RefSeq and is a predicted model, not a curated record. Gene Ontology annotation, cellular component: ribosome. Lineage: Eukaryota; Metazoa; Mollusca; Polyplacophora; Chitonida; Chitonidae. The transcript has 7 exons. Gene Ontology annotation, biological process: translation. Bases 62 to 850 code for a protein of 262 amino acids.